Molecule: messenger RNA, 1038 nt
Organism: Psilocybe cubensis
Lineage: Eukaryota; Fungi; Basidiomycota; Agaricomycetes; Agaricales; Agrocybaceae
Exons: 9
Coding region: 1-1038 (345 amino acids)
Molecular function (GO): NAD+ binding
Source: RefSeq, a predicted model, not a curated record
AUGCGAGUAUCCGUCCCCGGCAUCCCACAAGCUAUCCUCGAUGCAAAACCUAUCUACUCUGUAAAAUCCAUCAAAGAGGCUACUGAAAGACUGUCAGAAUUUCUAGGCAUUGGGAAUGUUACUGUUUUGACUGGCGCUGGGGUCAGUGUUGACUCCGGCAUUCGGGCGUACCGCGGCGACGAUGGUCGGUACAUGAACCCCAAUUACAAGCUUCGGUCUUAUUUAGGAUACCCCCCAGUUCGCGACGCGCAACCCAAUACUACCCACUUUGCCCUUGCCGCUUUGCAGCACACAUCUCACGUCUCACGUCUCAUCACACAGAACGUGGACGGCCUUCACCAUAAAGCUCUCCGUAAAGCGGCCACAACUCAUUGGGAUUCUAUGCGGAUACAGGAAAAUAUUUUAGAGCUCCAUGGAACACUACAUCAUGUGCAUUGUAACCGUGGUCAUGUCGUAGAUCGCAACACAUUUCAAGACAGGCUUUCAGCAGCAAAUCCCAGGUGGUAUGAAUAUGCAGAAGAAUUAGAGCGCACGGGGAUGCAACCGAGAACAAAUCCAGACGGCGACGUUGCUGUAGAACAACUCGGCAUCUCGUACAGUGAUUUCAUAGUACCCAAUUGUCCGGACUGUCUCUUUGAAGGCCAUCAAAAUUCGGUGUUGAAACCGGAAGUGAUCUUCUUUGGAGAAUCCAUUCCGAAAGCGGUUAAAGACCGGUCAUAUCAUGACAUUGAAACUUGUGAUAAAUUGCUCCUCAUGGGUACUACUUUAGCGACAUACUCCGCUUUCAGGUUGCUGAAACAUGCACUUGAGCUGAACAAACGUGUUAUGCUUCUGAACAUGGGACCCUCUCGCGCUGAUGGUCUUCCAGGUAUAGUAAAGUUGGAUAUACCAAGUGGUGCCGUCAUGAGAGACGUCGCUAGAAACGUUAUCGGGAGUCGGGCAACUGAAGAUCCGAUUGUCUCUGAGAUGUUGCAGAGUGGUGUUGUAAACCCACCAUCAACGAAUGAUGAUGAUCGUUCUCCGAGAGCGGCUGGUUAA